AUGAUCAAGAACCCAUGUUUCUACUCCUCACGUGUCUUUUUCUCCAAGAAAGACGAGAUGUUUCACAUCCUCGGAUAUGGAGGCCACCUCAUCGGGUCAUGGGAUCCCUGCAAACCCAGCGAGGACCCCAAGUUGAAGACCUUACAUUUCCAAAAGCUUCCUAAGCUGCCCAAGGCCACACGCGAGCUUAUGGAUUCGUGUUGCAAGAGCGAGCACUUGGUGGAGUCACCUACUGGUGAGACCUUGUUGGUUAAGAUGUAUAGGAAGACAGCAGAGAUCAACAAGGAUGGUAUUGCAAAAAUUAAGACAAGAGCUUUAAUGGUGUUCAAGAUAGAUGAAGAAGGAAACGCUGUCUACACUCAAGACAUUGGAGAUCUCGUCAUUUUCCUCUCCGAUUCUGAACCAUUCUGUGCCCCUUCUGCUUCCUUUCCUGGCUUGCACUCAAACCACGUUGAGUUCUUGGAAGCUUUCAACGAAGUCGCAUAUAUCGAUCUGUCUGGUCACGCCUUCAUUAGCUAUAUUGAUUCUCACUUCCCUGCUUACUAUAUUCCACCUCAAAAACUUGAGAAGUUGUUUAGGAAUUUUUUUUUUUUUUUUGAAUGA
Molecule: messenger RNA, 603 nt
Organism: Eruca vesicaria subsp. sativa (arugula)
Lineage: Eukaryota; Viridiplantae; Streptophyta; Magnoliopsida; Brassicales; Brassicaceae
Source: the annotation of a GenBank genome assembly